UUUUACGAGAAAGCCAACUACUGGCUCUUCUCGGAUCGGUGUAUGCCUUUUUAAUAAAAAUCCAAAUAAUCUAAAACCUCAAAUCCACAACAUGCUAAUGAGUUUAAAUCGUACGAAAAUAUCGCAAAAACAGUGCAGUGGAUUUAAUAUACGAAAAAAAUUGUACAAUACAAGACAUUUACCUUCUUGAUCGUGGAAUAAAAUUUUUAGUUCAAUAAAAUAUAAUAAAAUUAAGGAAAGAGAGGAAUAUACAUAAGGUUGUGCAAUAGAGUGAAACAAAAUGCCAGGCAAAGGUGGGAGAAAGGGUAACAAGGCGGGUCACGCACACGGUAAACGUACCGAAGUGACGUCUGACGAUGAAUCAAGUAAUAACGAUACCGCCAGUAUUACUAGCGGUCAAUCAGACAACAGGAGUUUACUAGCUGAUGAUGUUAAUGACAAUGAUAUUGAUGAGCUCAGCCAGCAAGAAGUCUUCGAGGAGAAACUCAAGGAAGCUAUCGAUGGGCUUUCACAGAAAAGUGCUAAGGGAAGAACAUCUUGUUUUGUUGGAGUUGAGAAGAUAUUUGCACUUAAAUAUGUACCCGAUUUUGUGGACGAUAGGAAAAUGACCAUCACCGAUUGCAUUGAGAGGGGACUUAAGAAGGGAAGAAGUGAUGAGAGAUCAACAGCUGCCAGAUUGAGCACACUCUUGUGUGUACAACUUGGGGCCUUCGAAAGUGCCGAGGCCGUUUGUAGAGACCUCAAGUCAUCUCUUGUAUUCAUUGCCAACGAUAACACUGCCUCUACCCAAGCCAGAGCUGAGUGCUGCUGGGCCCUGAGUAUGAAUCAAUUCUUCUCCGGUAAUGAUGCCAGUGAUACUGUAGAAAUUGUCCAUCUGCUAUCAGGGAUUUUUGCUGGGUCGUAUCUGAAGGGAAAUGGAGCGAUAGCUACGAUUUCUCCAGACCUUGCCGCCCUUCAUGCUGCCGCCCUGUCAGCCUGGACCCUCCUCUUGACCGUGAUGACGCCAUCUGAUAUUUAUAAUUUUAUGGCAAGCAGUAAGCCCAAUAAUUUUAUGCCAUCACUCGACCGCCUACGACAAUUACUUGAGUCACCUCAUCUUGACGUAAGAAUGUCAGCUGGCGAAGCACUGGCUGUGCUGUUUGAAUUGGGACGUGAUUUUUCGGAGGACUAUGAGCAGGAUUGGGCGUUGGAACUGGUAGAUGUACUCAAAGAAUUGGCAACGGAUUCCAACAAAUAUAGGGCUAAAAAGGACAGGAAACAGCAGAGGGCUAGCUUCAGAGAUAUUCUUCGUUAUAUCGAGGAGGACAUAACACCGGAAAUGCAAAUAAGAUUCGCUCAAGAAAUACUCUAUCUCGAGGGCUGGUGUUCCAGAAUCCAAUACAACGCUUGCUGUCGUCUUCUAGGACCGGGUAUAAACAUUCAUUUGGCUGAAAAUUUACUUCUGCGUGAAAUAUUUCAUCUGGGUAAUCGAGCAGUUCCAAUGUCAUCCCACAAAUCAACUAAACGUGAGAGGACUUUGAUGAAUGCUGCUGCAUUUAAAGCACGUACCAUUCAACGUAAUAAGAAUCGUGACAAACGUUCAGCAGCUAUGGCACAAUAAUUGAAUCACUCUUUCCUUGAUAUUAUUUUAUUUAAAUCUGAUAUUCAUUCAUUACACCAUUUAUUAAUUAUCAAUAAGCACCAUGUUACAAUACAUUGCACGAUGUAACUAUUGGUUUUGACUAAAAAAAUUGUAAAAUAUUUUUCGCUGGUCGCAAAAUAGUUCAAGUGUAUAUAAUGUAUAUUUUCAUGGAUAAAUUGUCUAUUUCAAUUUUUUUUGAUCGAUUGCUUUUUUUGCAGUCAGGUGAAAUAUUUAUGGGAUGACGAGCGAUGAUAUAAAAAAUAACAUUGACAAAAUCGUUGUAAAUUCUGGUUUCGACGCCGUGAAAAAAUAUGAGAUAAGCCAAUUUAUCAGAAGGUUUUACACUAGAUAUAGCUUAGCUGUUGAAUUUUAAACGUGGGUAUUUAUUUUGUGGGAAUACUGAAAAUUAUAAACUUUAUUACAUUACGUAAUGGUUGUAAAUUAAAUACAAUAAUUGAACUGAAAUAAAAAAAUCCAGAAUAAGUAUAUUCAAGAA
Diachasmimorpha longicaudata is the source of this 2117-nucleotide messenger RNA. It is a transcript of the gene Ifrd1, whose product is annotated as interferon-related developmental regulator 2. The transcript has 3 exons. Bases 281 to 1600 code for a protein of 439 amino acids. Lineage: Eukaryota; Metazoa; Arthropoda; Insecta; Hymenoptera; Braconidae. The record is from RefSeq and is a predicted model, not a curated record.